This is a messenger RNA of Malassezia restricta, 576 nucleotides long. Its product is annotated as large subunit ribosomal protein L17e. Gene Ontology annotation, cellular component: cytosolic large ribosomal subunit; ribosome. Gene Ontology annotation, biological process: cytoplasmic translation. Bases 1 to 576 code for a protein of 191 amino acids. Lineage: Eukaryota; Fungi; Basidiomycota; Malasseziomycetes; Malasseziales; Malasseziaceae. The transcript is spliced from 2 exons. Gene Ontology annotation, molecular function: structural constituent of ribosome. The record is from RefSeq and is a predicted model, not a curated record.
AUGGUCCGCUACGCAUUUGACGACACAAAGGUUCCUGAGGCGACGGCCAAGUCGCGCGGUUCUUAUCUCCGUGUUCACUUCAAGAACACGCGUGAGACCGCUGCCGCUGUGACUGGCAUGCCUCUCCAAAAGGCUUAUGAAUACUUUGACAAUGUGCUCGAGCGCAAGCAGGCUAUUCCCUUCCGCCGCUUUAACGGUGGUGUCGGUCGUACUCCUCAGGUAAACUACCUGGGUACGACGCAGGGUCGCUGGCCAGUCAAGUCUGUCAAGUUUCUGCGUGAAUUGCUGAAGAAUGCUGAGUCGAACGCUGAGGCAAAGGAUAUGGAUGCCCAGACAUUGAUUAUCCGUAACAUUGUUGUUCAACAAGCUCCUACGACUUACCGCCGCACCUACCGUGCUCACGGUCGUAUCAACCCUUACCGCAGCAACCCUUGCCACAUUGAGAUCCACCUUGCUUCGCCCGCAGAGCAGGUGCAGAAGACCAAGUCGGUCGUGCCUGUGCGCCUGAACAAGCGCCAGCUUGCCAAGAAGCGUGUGGCUGCCUCUCGCGCCGUUGCUCCUGCGAAGACGCAGUAA